This is a messenger RNA of Eurytemora carolleeae, 1092 nucleotides long. RefSeq lists its product as uncharacterized. Lineage: Eukaryota; Metazoa; Arthropoda; Copepoda; Calanoida; Temoridae. The transcript has 4 exons. The record is from RefSeq and is a predicted model, not a curated record. Bases 87 to 881 code for a protein of 264 amino acids.
GCCUUGUUCUCAAACCAUUCACCAGACGAAGCAUUGUAUUCUUCAUCUUCUUCUUCCUCCUCAUAUGUUGCAACUGCUUCACACACAUGGUUCGUAUCUACCGCAACUCAAUCAGCUUCAGGAACAUCAAUCUGAUCACUGUGAUCAAUACAUACAUCAUAGAAACCUACAACCUAAUGGCAUCUACAUAUUGCCUGGUAAGUAUGUGGACCUCAAUGUUCUCCUACAUCUCUUGGCUUCUUGGGUUUAUUAUCAGCUUGAUUCCUUCCUACCUUGGGAUAUUGGUGGCUUUUCUCAACAUUGCGCUUGCAACCAUUCGACUUUUUAUGGUUAUCAAGUUUGAGGCCAUGAUGGAAUAUGAUCCUGAAUCAACCGGGCAAGCAAUACUCCUGGCAUUAAUGGUCAUAAGCCUGGUUCCCUUUACCCUCCCAACUUAUAUUCAAACAAUGCGAGGAUUUGUCUCCCUUCAAGUUUCCUACUACAGUGGGCUCAAGGCAACGGAUGGACCAAACAUACACUCCAUGGUAUUCACUGCAGUGACACUCAUUGCUGGACUCAUGAUGCUUUCUGUAUAUUGCUUCAACAAAAUCUACUUGAAAAACAAGGUUGUCCACAUUGUAGAGAGCACAACAGCCAAGAAUAUUGUUGGAUUCAAGACCCUCAUUGGAAGUGUUUUUACACUUUUUGGAACAAUUUUAUCAUUUCUGUUUGUUCAAAAAGCUUUGGGAGGAUCUGGUCAGGUUGGUUUGCCUUAUGGACCCUUUCUUGGGGCCCUGCUGUUUACAGUUAUGAACUUCUACUUUGCUAUGAAGAAAUAUGUAAGAGACUAUACUGCACUGCAGAUUCAAAAAAAGUGGGAAACGUUCAAGUUCUACUUUUGAGUCAACAUCUCAGGAUAAGAAGUACUCUUGACACUCACAGAGAAGGGAGAUAGUUUUCACUUUUGUGAAAAAACAAACUGAUGUAGAAAAAACAAAAAGCAAACUUUUUUUCCAAAUGAUCUUUUUUGAAAAGUAGCCUUGUUUAAAUUAAGAAACAAAACAGUCGUUUUUUAUUUCAGUUUGUUAUUUGGUUCACAAAGGUAGGUCCUUA